Passer domesticus (house sparrow) is the source of this 912-nucleotide messenger RNA. RefSeq names its product transmembrane immune signaling adaptor TYROBP (gene TYROBP). Gene Ontology annotation, molecular function: signaling receptor binding; phosphatidylinositol 3-kinase binding. Gene Ontology annotation, biological process: positive regulation of microglial cell mediated cytotoxicity; neutrophil activation involved in immune response; negative regulation of B cell proliferation. The record is from RefSeq and is a predicted model, not a curated record. Gene Ontology annotation, cellular component: cell surface; membrane. NCBI's taxonomy places the organism in Eukaryota, Metazoa, Chordata, Aves, Passeriformes, Passeridae.
AUGGUCCCUCCCAGACCCCCCCCAGGACCCCCCAAAUCCCCCCCGGACCCCCCUUUCCCCCCCCCGUACUCGCAGUGGUUCGCGCCCGCCCGGGGCCGCCUCAGGCCGCUCCUUUCCCGCCCUGCUUGCGCGCGCCGAGGCCACGCCCACCGCCGCAAGGCGCUGACCAAUCAGCGCCUUCUCAUUCCGGCCUUGCUCCCGCCCUGCCAAGGGCGGGGUUUAAGGGCGGGGGCGGGGCCUAUUAAACACGGGGGUUGCCGGCGAGUGGGCGGGGCUUGCUGGGAAGGGGCGUGGCCACAGCAGCGACCCCAAAAAAGGGGAAGUUUUUUUGGGGGAGAAUCACGAGUUUCGGGCGGGGCCACGGGGCCGCCCAAUCAGAGGCCGAGCCCAGGAGGGGGCGUGGCCCGGCCCCGCCCCCCGCCCCUCCCCCAGCGCCGCCAUGGCCCCCCCCCGGGGACCCUCGGCCUGGUGCUGCUGCUGCUCGGAUUGGCCGCCGCCCAGCCAGAAUGUUCCGGCUGCCUCCCGGGGCCGGGGCCAAUCGCGGCGCUCGUGGCCGCUGACGUCAUCCUGACGCUGCUGAUCGCGGGCGGAGCCUAUUGGCUGGCGGGGCGGGGCCGCCCAGCCCCGCCCAAGCCCCGCCCCCCGGAGCAGGACUCGCACUACCAGGAGCUGCAGGGCGCACGCGCGGACCUCUACAGCGAGCUCAAGCGCUGAGCGCGGCCUGCCGCGCGGCCUCCGCCCUCCUCUGCCGCCAAUAAAGCGCUUUUUGCCCUUCCGCAGCCAUUUUUGUCCGUUUUUUCGAUGAUUUCGCCCCAAAUCCGCGUUCGUUUAUUAAAAAAAAGGGGGGGGUGUCGCGCUGAGUGACGUCACUGCGCCGCGCCGGAAGUACCUCUCAGGCGGGCGGAAGUGGUU